CGCUUCUUCUUUUUGCCCCUCUCGUUUUAGUUUUCGCCUCUCUGUUGACUGCUCUCCCUCAUUGCAGAGUCCGCGUCCCUGUCUCUCUCGAGCUCUAGAGAGUCUUCUAUAUGGUAGAUAUACCCUAAAAAAGGCCAUCUUUUAUCAGUCUAGGUAUCCAUAGAAGCCAAACCCAUGUCUCAGAAUCUCUAGAGCUUGUUGUGUUCUCAGCCUUUGUGCAUAAAGCAAGCUUAUUUUGCAUCAGAAAUGUCUACUGUUAAUCCCUUUGAUUUAUUGGGUGACAACGAUAACGAUGACCCAUCGCUUCUCAUUACUUCUCAGGAGAUGAAGGGUGCUUCUAAGAAGCCCACUGAUAAGCAACCACCCUCACAAGCUAAGCUUCCUGCUAAACCCCUUCCUCCUGCCCAAGCAGUGAGAGAUUCAAAAGCUGAAGCGGGUCCUGGGCGUGUUGGGGCCCGUGGCGGUGGGCGUGGAUUUGGGCGAGGUCGUGGGCCCGGCUUUAGUCGGGAGUUUAACAACAAUGGAGCUCAACAAACCAAUGGCGUUCCAGGAGGAUAUGGUGGAAAUGAAGAUGGAGAGGUUGGUAAGGCAGAGCGAGGUCGUGGUGGCUAUGGCGGGGACCACACUCCCUAUCGUGGUGGCCGCCGCGGUGGCUUUAAUAAUGGGGAAAAUGGAGAUUUAGAUCGCCCUAGAAGGCAAUUCGAACGGCGCAGCGGGACUGGGCGAGGAAAUGAGUUUAAACGUGAUGGAGCUGGUCGUGGAAAUUGGGGGGCCCCAAUUGAUGAAGGAGCUGUCCAGGAAUCUGAGGAGGUUGUUGGUGAAAAUGGUAAGGUCACAAGUCCAGAGAAGCCAUCAGAGGAGGAAAACAAUGCAGCUGUUAAUAAAGACAAUGCUGUGAAUGAACCGGAACAGAAGGAACCUGAAAAUAAGGAAAUGACUCUUUCUGAGUAUGAGAAGGUGCUGGAGGAGAAGAGAAAAGCUCUCCAAGCACUGAAGAACGAAGAAAGGAAGGUGAAUUUGGACAAAGACUUCGAGUCCAUGUUGCAGCUUUCUGAUAAGAAAGCAAAUGACGAUGUUUUCAUUAAAUUGGGUUCUGAAAAAGAUGCAGCUCGACGAAAGGAGAUUGCUGAGAAGGAAGAAAGGAUAAAAAAGUCUGUUAGUAUCAACGAGUUCUUGAAGCCUGUUGAUGGAGGGAGGUACUAUAGUCCAAGAGGUCGUGGACGAGGCCAAGGACGUGGCGGUUUUGGAGGUGGGAUUUCAAGCAAUAGCACAAACAGUAUUGCUGCUCCAUCCAUUGAAGAUCAAAACCAGUUCCCCACUCUUGCUGCUAAGUGAGAAUUUCCAAAUUUGCUGUUCUGUUUUUGUUUUUGUUUGUCCUUUUCUCUUCCCUUUCUCUGUCGUUGUUAAAAGAGUUGUUGAAUGCCGGUAUCCAAAAGAAUAAUGGGUUAUCCUCUAUCUAAGAUGCCGGGUAUGACAUCUUUAAUGGGGUAUCCUUGGGUGUCUUGUUGCGUUUUGUCAAGGAGAUUCUUUUGGCUUAAGUUAUGUCAUAAUAACAAUUUGGUCUCUCUCUCUCUCACUCUGAUAUAUGGGGACUUACGGUAAGGUGUGGCCGUUGAUAGGUAGAGUAGAGUAGAAUGACAUACUUAUAAGUUGAUCUCAAUUAGUUGGAAAAAGGCUUUGGCAAUGAUGAUGGUCUUUCACUCUCUCUCUCUCACCAACACACUGGACAACUAUUGACAUGCUUGACAUAGGUCUGUUAAUAGACCAGGCAAGCCCAAGCUCUGGCCUGAGCCUGUGCCCGGCCCGAAAUAGUGUGGGGUAGGCCGAGAUCUGGUUUGAUCAUGAUAAGGAUGCCCGAGUCCGUCUGGACUGGACAAAUUAUAAUGCAAUUGAUGGGGGGAUAUGCAGUUUGUGUGCAAUAAAUAAAUGAAACCUAUUUGCUA
Molecule: messenger RNA, 1943 nt
Organism: Amborella trichopoda
Lineage: Eukaryota; Viridiplantae; Streptophyta; Magnoliopsida; Amborellales; Amborellaceae
Product: RGG repeats nuclear RNA binding protein A
Cellular component (GO): nucleus; cytoplasm
Molecular function (GO): RNA binding
Source: RefSeq, a predicted model, not a curated record